UCGACUUCCUCGACGAACUAAAGACGAGCUCAGUGCACUGUACUGCAAGAAGGUACAGGCUGACAAUUGGCAUCUUUAAAAAGUCCGCAGACAGAAUCUAUUUGGACUUUGGUUGCUUUAUGAAACCAGAUUAUUCGCUGGGAUUUUCUUUUCGUCGAAUCAAUUUUAGGACGUACAGGCUGAUUUGAAAUUGAAGUAGCCGAAAUUCGGUUCCGUGACGAAGGAACAAAGGUGCAUUUUUCAUCCUUUUGUGUUUCUUUUUUUUCUUUAUACUUCGAGACAACGACAGCAAACUGGACUACUCUUGUGAAACGGGAAUGAUUUAUCCUCCCGAAGGUUUAUUCUACAUCGAGAUGGAUCCAGCACCACCAGCGCUCCCUCCUAGGUCAACAAAGCCAAUGUCUUCCGCCAUGAACAAUAACUGCCUUUCCCCGCAGUGCAACUCGCUACAGGAUGCUGAAUGGUACUGGGGAGAUGUGACCAGGGAUGAGGUAAACGAGAAGCUGCGUGACACACCUGACGGCUCCUUCCUGGUACGCGACGCCUCCACAAAGCUGCAGGGAGACUUUACGCUGACGUUAAGGAAAGAUGGCCAUAAUAAACUGAUCAAGAUUUACCACCGCGAUGGGAAGUAUGGCUUCUCGGACCCGCUUACGUUCACUUCGGUGGUGGAGCUUAUUUGGCAUUAUCAGCACCACCCGUUAGUGGAGUACAACGCCACACUGGACCUGAUGCUCACACAUCCAGUGUCGCGCUUCCAACAGGCAAAGGAGAACAGCGUCGAUGUCGCCGGAAGAAAGCUCAAAGAGGUCCAUUGUCAGUAUCAAGAGAAAUCUCAGGAGUUUGAUCGUCUUUAUGAAGCCUUCACGAAGACUUCGCAGGAGAUCCAAAUGAAACAAACGGCAAUCGAGGCGUUCAACGAGACGAUGAUGAUCUUUGAGGAGCAGUGUCGUGAACAGGAGCGCUACGGGGAAGAAUUUGAGAGGAACAAUCCAUCCGAGGGAGCCGACAAAGAUCUUGAGAGACCUUUCCUUCCUGUCUGUAGCUUUCUGAUCAACUACGAGAAGCUGAAGUGCCGCCUGAGCGACAUUUAUGACAGCAAGAUCCAUCUGGAGGAAGACUUGAGAAGCCAGGUGGAGGACUACAGAGAGACGGACAGAAAGAUGAACAGUUUGCGGCCAGACCUAAUCCAGCUGCGCAACAUCAGAGACCAGUAUCUCAACUGGCUCAAUCACAAAGGUGUACGACAGAAACGCAUCAACGACUGGCUCGGGAUACUAAAAGACAGCCUUGACGAUACAUACGUGUUGAAAGGAGACGAGAAGAAUUUACCGCAUCAGGACGAGGCGAGUUGGUUUGUCGGCGAACUAAGCAGGACGCAGGCCGAAGAGAUGCUUCAGGGGAAAGAUCCCGGAACCUUCUUAAUCCGUGAGAGCAGCAAGCAAGGCUGCUACGCCUGCUCCGUUGUCGUGAACGAAGAAGUGAAGCACUGCAUGAUCUACAGCACGCCGCAUGGUUACGGCUUUGCCGAGCCCUACGACGUCCACUGCUCACUGAAGGACCUCGUCCUGCACUACCGCUUGCACUCCUUAGUGCAACACAAUGACGCCCUCGAUGUGAGGCUGUCGCAUCCAGUGCACGCCAAAGCGACGACCGCAUUGCCUUCGCAGCACGCAGAGGAGCACAAACUCUUACAGACUCCCAAACAGACAGUGAGGCUCCCGCCGGCCGCUCCAGAGAUGUAAAACACCCGAGAUUCUAUAAAGGACGUGUUUACUGUAUCCUGCACAGAAACGACUGCAUCGAGGUGCAUUGUUGAAAUGUUGCACUAAAGUGAUUCCAUCAGUUUUUGUGAAUGCAAUUUCACAGAUUGAAGUGGGACCGGAACUUGAAUGUCAGCUUCUAUUAUUUUAGGUUUUCGAGAGACUGUUAAAUGUUUCUGAAAAAGAAAUUGUACUUCAUAUAUUGUUGUUCGUUUUGUGGGACGUUCUUUUUUUUGGGUGGAGAUGUUGACGACCGCUCAGUUGCUCGCUGACAGCAGAUGCCGCAUCUUGGUUUGACUGCUACAAUCUGAGCUGACGUUUGCCGGAGAUUUUUCCCGAAAACGGAAUCGGCUAUGAAAAGCGAUCAGUAGGUGACACAAGCAUAUUACAUUACUACUACUUUAGUGCAUUGGUGUGGAGAAAAUGGUGCUGUACACAGGCUGUUUCUGUCAUCCUGGUUUGGUGGACCAAACCUUUUUCUGGGUAAAUACCACUUGUGAAUAUGUGAAAAAUUGUGGUGCAUCUUGACAAUUUGCCCCGUUCAUAGAGUGGAUAUUAUGUAGCAUUAACAUCCUAUAGAAAACUAUUGUAAAAGCAUACUCAAUGUUAUACCCAUUGACCAAAGCACUUGAUGGAGAGCAAAAAUACAUGCCCCGUUUUGCCCAAUCAGUGCAUUUGGGCAAGCCAAGGGCAAUUAUCUACACCUGCUGAUGUGCUGAUGAAAACAUAAUCUGAAGUACUGUAUGUUAUAUUCUGUUACUCAAAAGAAGUAUAAGCUUUUUUGUAUUCUAUAUUUUUUCUACAAACAUGCCACAAAGACGAAAGCUUGAAGAAAGUGCAAUCCAACAGUAUUUCUAUUGUUGCAAUGUGUGACGGUGGUGUGAAGGUUUAUGCUGUUACGAAUGGUUGACAUGCGCCACAAAAAAAAAAAAAAAUGCACUCUUUGGUGGUGUCGGUAAGAUAUGGCCUCCAAUGUUCAUUUUAAACAGUAAGCGGUCCGGAAGUAUCCUGCCUCCAUUACUUGAAUUGUGGCAUUGCUAGAGCGAUGAAUGUGUUUCAUGACAUGCAGCCUACAUAACUAAUGGCGCGAGGAAUCUGUUUAACUUGGCACAUUUUUUUUCUCUCCAAGUUUGUGAACAACAGAAACUCUGUACUGAGAAAUUAAAAUGUAUUUCUGAGGUUCCUACUUGGGAUGAGGCCGAUUUGGCCUUAUAUAGUUAAAAAAAAAAAAAGAAACUCCAGAUGAGGAUGGAGGAAAUGCCUUGGGUGAAGCUGAGCAAUGUGAGAUCCUGACCUUUUUCUUGCUGAAAGACAAUAAACUGAGAAGGGUUUUGUCAAUUUA
Molecule: messenger RNA, 3105 nt
Organism: Hippocampus comes (tiger tail seahorse)
Lineage: Eukaryota; Metazoa; Chordata; Actinopteri; Syngnathiformes; Syngnathidae
Product: phosphatidylinositol 3-kinase regulatory subunit gamma-like
Exons: 10
Coding region: 318-1745 (475 amino acids)
Biological process (GO): insulin receptor signaling pathway; phosphatidylinositol phosphate biosynthetic process
Cellular component (GO): phosphatidylinositol 3-kinase complex
Molecular function (GO): 1-phosphatidylinositol-3-kinase regulator activity
Source: RefSeq, a predicted model, not a curated record